AUGAUCAAUUUCGCUAACGUGGUGGUCUACAACUACCAGUACCUGCUGGACCCCAAGGUGUCGGGGAUAAUCUCGCGGGAGCUGGAGCGGGAGAGCAUUGUGGUGUUUGACGAGGCCCACAGCAUCGACAACGUGUGCAUUGAGGCUUUAAGCGUCAACGUGCGCCAGCAGACCAUUGAUGGCGCGAACAGGAACCUCGCCCGGCUCAACACAACCGUUAAGCCGUUCGAGGCAAAGGAUGCAGAGAGGCUGAAGGAGGAGUACCAACGACUGGUGGAUGGACUGGCGCAGAGAGGCAACCUGCCAGCCCGCCAAUCAGCAUCGGACAUGCGGCUGGCAAACCCACUGCUGCCAGCGGACAUCCUACAGGAGGCGAUGCCGGGCAACAUCCGCCAUGCCGAGCACUUCCUCGCCUUCCUGCGCAGAUUCCUCAGCUACCUGCAGACGCGCCUCAACACCACGCGCGUCGAGUCCGAAGGGCCCCUCGCCUUCAUGCAUGCCCUGCAGGCAGCGACGGGCAUAGAGAGCAAGAGUCUGCAGCUGUGCUACGACCACCUGCAGUCGCUGGUGCUGACGCUACAGGUGGCGGAGGUGGACGAGAUGGGUCACGUGCAGUGCGUGUGUGACAUCGCCACGCUCGUGGGCACGUACACGCGGGGCUUCGCCAUCAUCAUCGAACCCUAUGAUGAGCGACAGCCACAACUAGCUGACCCCGUGCUGCAGCUCUCUACUUCCUCUCCCCUUCGCCCCACCCCUCACCACCCACCUUGCCUGCAGCUGAGCUGUCUGGACGCCUCACUGGCCAUCCGGCCCACCUUUGAGCGGUUUCAGAGUGUGAUAAUAACGAGAAGCAUGCUGAGCCCCAUCGACCUGUACCCGCGCCUGCUCAACUCCACCCCGUCUGCAUCCGCUCCCUCUCCAUGUCGCUCUCGCACGACUGCCUCUGCCCGCUCGUCGUCACACGUGGCAGGUAAAGAAGCGUUGCCAUGCGUAGGGGUGUGGGAGGGUUGUCGCGUGUGA
Messenger RNA from Closterium sp. Naga37s-1, 1020 nucleotides. Lineage: Eukaryota; Viridiplantae; Streptophyta; Zygnematophyceae; Desmidiales; Closteriaceae. The record is from the annotation of a GenBank genome assembly.